AUGGCCUCCAAGGAAUUCCGUCUUCUCUGCCUCGAGAACCCUCUGCUUGAUAUCCAAGCAGUUGGCAACGAGGCCCUCCUCGAAAAGUACGGCCUCAAGGCCAACGACGCCAUCCUCGCCGAAGAGAAGCACCUCGGCAUCUACGAGGACCUCCUCAACAACUACGACGCCAAGCUCAUCGCCGGUGGCGCCGCCCAGAACACCGCCCGCGGUGCCCAGUACAUCCUGCCCCCCAACUCCGUCGUCUACCUCGGCGGUGUCGGCGACGACAAGUACGCCGCCAUCCUCCACGAUGCCGUGAAGACCGCCGGCCUGCGCGUCGAGUACCGCGUCGACCCCAAGAUCGCCACCGGCCGCUGCGGCGUUGUCAUCACCGGCCACGACCGCUCCAUGUGCACCGACCUCGGCGCUGCCAACCACUACGACCUCGAGCACCUCACCCGCCCCGACGUCUGGGCCCUCGUUGAGGGCGCCCAGGCCUACUACAUUGGUGGCUACCACUUCACCGUCUGCCCCCCGGCCAUCCAGAAGCUCGCCGAGGAGGCCGCCAAGAACAACAAGAUCUUCGCUGUGAGCUUGUCCGCCCCCUUCAUCUGCCAGUUCUUCAAGGACCCCCUCGACGCCAGCGCCCCCUACUGGGACUACGUCAUCGGCAACGAGACCGAGGCCGCCGCCUACGCUGAGGCUCACAACCUUGGCACCACCGACCUCAAGGAGAUCGCCAAGGCCCUCGCCAACCUGCCCAAGAAGAACGAGAAGCGCAAGCGCGUCGCUAUCGUCACCCAGGGCACCGAGCCCACCCUCGUUGCCGUCCAGGGCGAGGACACCGUCAAGGAGUACCCCGUCAAGCCUAUUGCCAAGGAGCAGAUCAACGACACCAACGGUGCCGGUGACGCCUUCGCCGGUGGUCUCAUGGCUGGUAUCGUCGACGGCAAGUCUCUCGACGAGUCCAUCGACAUGGGCCAGUGGCUGGCUAAGCUCAGCAUCCAGGAGCUUGGUCCUUCCUACCCCUUCCCCAAGCAGACCUACUCUGCUUAA
Molecule: messenger RNA, 1038 nt
Organism: Colletotrichum chrysophilum
Lineage: Eukaryota; Fungi; Ascomycota; Sordariomycetes; Glomerellales; Glomerellaceae
Exons: 3
Coding region: 1-1038 (345 amino acids)
Biological process (GO): purine ribonucleoside salvage
Cellular component (GO): nucleus; cytosol
Molecular function (GO): adenosine kinase activity
Source: RefSeq, a predicted model, not a curated record